Laetiporus sulphureus 93-53 is the source of this 1712-nucleotide messenger RNA. RefSeq lists its product as uncharacterized. The coding region runs from base 12 to 1712 and encodes 566 amino acids. NCBI's taxonomy places the organism in Eukaryota, Fungi, Basidiomycota, Agaricomycetes, Polyporales, Laetiporaceae. The record is from RefSeq and is a predicted model, not a curated record. The transcript has 7 exons.
AUCAGUACGAAAUGCCCACCCCUCUGUCUCUUCCUCCUGUCCCUCCGUCGGAUCUAGCUGUCGUACACGUUGACGCACUUACCGCCGCACUUCUCAAGCUCGGCAUCACUAACGUGUCUGCAACUACCCUCCUCGACACCGCCAAACAGGAAAGCGCGUCUAAGCAGAAACCUCACACAACCGCCGAAAGGCGCAAAGCGCUUGUGAAACUACGUUUACCCUUGUACAAGUGGCGUCCCGGCCGGACGACAGCACUCUUGGCUCGAACACCCAAGCAAGCCGGUAUCGUCAGACCCGAAAUCAAGAAAGACGGCGCCGCCUGCGUGCUCUCGCACAAGAGACCUUUCCCGAUGGUAAAAUGCCCGAUCUACACUUCUGUCUGGAUCAACGAAUACGGUGGCGCGGAUAGGGAUCUGCCUUUCGUUCAUGCAACUAUCGUUGUCACUCCGCUUGACGACAAUUCGGAUCAUCCUCCAGAGCAGAGCAUCUUGCAUACUCAGCAGCCAACUAGAGCCGCAUAUUCGAGGUGGUCAAACAUCGGGACAGGCAAUUAUGUCAAUCAAGUACUUUUGAACCGUGUUCAGUAUACGAUACAGCCGUACCGACUUGAUCCGCAGCUCAAGGCAAUACAACAACUUACUCUUUAUUUAAAACUUGGACAAUUUGCCCGUACGUCGUUCGAGACGGCAAGGUCAAUCCCGACGUGCGCAACUUGCAUUGCGUUGAGUCAAUUGCAGAUGCCAGAGUCGAUCAUCUACAACGCCAUCGCGAGCGUGUUGACAGGAUCGGCGUCCUAUGCUCAGUCGGCGGCAAGUGCGAUUAACGUCUUCUUCCUCGAUGCUCAGAGUGGCAUGCAUCCGAGAAUCUCGUACGAACAGGUAAUUCGAGGUCCUCAGAAGCAAACUGGACAAUACCUUGAACGGCGAAAAGAUGCUCGGGUGGCGCACCUCAGAGUACUCUCUCGUCCUCCAGCAGAAGUCUCGGAUCGCCAAAAUGGUCCGCCGAUGGACGACUCGAAGCCGAAUGAUCUGUCUUUCUCUCGAUUGUAUCGCGUCGAUUGGACGAACAGCUCAUUCGGCGAGAUCUCCUCUUCUCCGACAUCCAACGCCUCUCCUCGGUUCGUCUGGCAUUCGCCCUGUCUGCGAGUUUUGUCAUUAAACACGAAUAACCUCUUCAUCCCGUACGGAAACGACAUGAUCGGAAGACAACAGGGAAGAGAGCCCCAUCGGAUGCUCGUCGACCUUCCGCGGUUGCACACUUUGCGGCUGCGUACGUGCGAUGGGCUGGAUGAUCCGGACGAGGCGUGGUUCACGGUGCAGCUCCCCUCUCUCCAGCGCAUCCUCUCUACGCUCUGCACGGAGGCUUCUGUGCCGUAUGGACCACAUAUCACGACGCUGGAAUUGGGUCGUCGAAACUCACGGUUCCUGCUUAUCGACGCCAUCUCCAUCGCGCUCGGCUACUGUCCUAACGUCGAGACGCUCUUUCCCAUAUUAAGCACCAUGCCGCCCGUGAAGAACCCGGAAGACCGACCCCGCGCAGAGUGGGUCCGCUAUCGCGUGAAACACAUCGUUCUGAACGCAAGCGUGGCAGAGGAUUGUGAUUACCAAGUCGGCCGGACGUGGAUGUGGCUAGGCGAUUUCGUAGAUGCACUGUUUGGCGAACGUACACGUCUCACGGCGUUGGAGCGCAUCACGCUUCAAGGACUGGAAUAG